CCAAACUUUAGGGGCCCUUGGAUCAUUACGUUGAAAAUUUUGUGCAGCCUGCUCUUAGCCAAUCGUGCUGCAUGGUAUGACAGAACUCUUGACCUCUGACCAGAAGAAAAUACAAAAUUGAAAGUUCCGACGCCAGGAUCAGCCCAAUUGAUAUUGAGCAGUUGGAGUGUUCCUUACUCCCCCAGACCUAUUUAAUGGACGGAGCAGCCAUUGUGACAAGCUAAGUCACUCUCUAACCACACCGUCUGAACCCAUAUCAUCCUUAUCAUUACCAGCAAGAUGCCCAAAAUGUUAUUGAUCUUCUGUGAUGGGACUGGCAAUGAUGGCAACCUGACACUGAUCAGUAAACUGUUGCAGCCCAAAUCCGUUGCUCAGUUCACCGGAGGUGACGCGAACACGGUGUCCGAGAAUUGCGGUGAAGUUCCAGAGAUGACGUCAGCGGAUACACCUGUCGGCGGAGGCGGAGGCGGGGGCGGGGGCGACGUCAAGCAGUUCCCAACGAAUGUUAUUCGCCUUGCACGAUCCGUCAAAGCUCGGACAGCCGGCGGGAAGGAGCAGAUCGUCUUUUACCAAAGUGGAGUCGGUACGGAAGCCGAUUUCGCUGGAGAUGAAGUAUGGGGGACUUUGUCGUUGCAGGUACUGGGCACCUCAGUCGCGAGCAAGAUUCGUGACGCAUAUGCAUACAUCGCUCAGAAUUAUGAAGAUGGAGAUGAAAUCUGUAUCUUCGGGUUUUCUAGAGGCGCCUACACGGCAAGAAAACUGUCUGGGUUGAUUGAUCGCAUUGGGUUACUGACACGACAAAAUCUUGGACAAUUCUUCCUGAUUUGGCGUCAACUUAUAGACGACGAGACUCCUACCAUCCCAAGCGACACCCGGCAUCCAAGAGUCAAGUGCGUCGGCGUGUGGGACACAGUUGGGUCGGUGUACGCGACUAUCGACGCGCUCGAAAUCAAGGAUACAAGUCUUCCGGCCACAGUUGAUAUCGCGCUUCAUGCAAUUGCGCUCCAGGAGAAUAGAGAGAAAUUCCUGCCUACGUUAUGGACAACGCCCACAGGUGGAUUGGCCCCCAAUCAGACAUUGAAACAGGUAUGGUUCCCGGGAGCCCACUCCGACGUAGGCGGCGGUUACGAGCGCCGCGAACUUCAAGACAUUACUCUCUUCUGGAUGGUGGGAGAGAUCCUAUCCUUCAUUGAUCUAGACCUCGAUUUCUUGCGAUCCACCAGACAGCCCAUCCCCGAACCCUGGGGAACCUCUCAGCCCCAUAACGCGUAUAUGGAAAGCUCCUAUUCCGCACGGUACGCGGUCGGUCACAAGACCCGCCUCGAAAGCGGGCAGAUCACUACGACCUCUUCAUUACACCAGAGUCUCCAGUUCUCUCCUCAGGUCCUUACGUCCCCGGACUAUAUGACUACUACUUCCAUCAUUCAGAAAGCAUUUGGUAAAAGCCUCGGUCCGCAAUAUAUUGCUUUGAACGCCUAUGAGACAAAGUGUAAGGCCGACUGGAACAAUAUUAAGAUGGGCGCGCCGAAGCCUCCUAUCUUCGACGACCCAGGUGAUCUCAUCCGCAAGCCUACAGUCCACUGGACUACCGGGAGCACCGGGGAAUUUUUACCACCUGCAGCCAUUCAAGGAGGCCACGAGAGAAACGGCAGCCCACUUUAUAUCGCACGUGCUCCAUAUGAGGUGAGCUAAAGAAAUGUUGCUGGUUUGAGCAGUCUGUCAAUGUCUUAUGGUGUUGUCCAGGGUGGUCUUUGUAAGUUCUGAUACUAGAAUGUUUCUUCAAAG
Messenger RNA from Suillus clintonianus, 1785 nucleotides. RefSeq lists its product as uncharacterized. The record is from RefSeq and is a predicted model, not a curated record. The transcript is spliced from 16 exons. Bases 280 to 1692 code for a protein of 470 amino acids. NCBI's taxonomy places the organism in Eukaryota, Fungi, Basidiomycota, Agaricomycetes, Boletales, Suillaceae.